Molecule: messenger RNA, 5878 nt
Organism: Malaclemys terrapin pileata
Lineage: Eukaryota; Metazoa; Chordata; Testudines; Emydidae
Gene: LAMC1
Product: laminin subunit gamma 1
Exons: 28
Coding region: 228-5012 (1594 amino acids)
Molecular function (GO): extracellular matrix structural constituent
Source: RefSeq, a predicted model, not a curated record
CUCCUCCGGCCGGGCCCGCUUCCCCUCUGCCUGAUCAGCCGCAGAGCAGCGGGAGCCGCCCGAGCGUUCGCUGCUCCUAGGCUGCCUCUGCGCCCGCAGCCAGCGCGCGCCCACCAGCUCAACCGCCGCCGCGUCUCGCGCCCCCGUCGGCUCACGGCGCGAGCCGCUUGGGAGGCGGCUGCUGCUCCAUCUCGCGCCGCGCGAGGCGUCGCUGGUGUCUGCCGAGGAUGGGUCGCGGGGUGCUGCCUUUGCUGUUGCUGUUGGAGCUGGCCGGGCGCUGCGCCGCCGCCAUGGACGAAUGCGUGGACGAGGCGAGCGGGCGGCCGCAGCGCUGCAUGCCCGAAUUCGUGAACGCCGCCUUCAACGUGACCGUGGUGGCCACCAACACGUGCGGCUCGCCGGCCGAGGAGUACUGCGUGCAGACCGGCGUGACCGGGGUCACCAAGUCCUGCCACCUGUGCGAUGCCGCCCAGCCCCACCUGCAGCACGGCGCCGCCUUCCUCACCGACUACAACCAGGCCGACACCACCUGGUGGCAGAGCCAGACCAUGCUGGCUGGGGUGCAGUACCCCAGCGCCAUCAACCUCACCCUGCACCUGGGAAAGGCAUUUGACAUCACAUAUGUGCGCCUGAAGUUUCACACCAGUCGGCCUGAGAGCUUUGCUAUCUACAAACGUACCAGGGAAGAUGGUCCGUGGGUACCUUACCAGUACUACAGUGGCUCUUGCGAGAACACGUAUCAGAAAUUAAACCGAGGCUUUAUCCGGACUGGGGAGGAUGAACAGCAGGCACUCUGCACGGAUGAGUUCAGUGACAUCUCUCCACUCACAGGUGGCAAUGUGGCUUUUUCAACACUGGAGGGGCGGCCCAGUGCCUACAAUUUUGACAACAGUGCUGUGUUACAGGAAUGGGUGACGGCUACUGACAUCCGAGUGACCCUCAAUCGUCUGAACACCUUUGGAGAUGAAGUUUUCAAUGAUCCAAAAGUUCUCAAGUCCUAUUAUUAUGCAAUUUCUGAUUUUGCUGUGGGUGGCAGGUGCAAGUGCAAUGGCCAUGCAAGCGAGUGUGUGAAGAAUGACUUUGGGAAGCUAUCGUGUAACUGCAAACACAACACUUUUGGGGAAGACUGCGAGAAGUGCCUUCCCUUCUACAAUGACAGGCCAUGGAGAAGAGCAACAGCAGAGAGUGCCAAUGAAUGUUUGUCCUGUAACUGCAAUGGGCGGUCACAGGAGUGUUACUUUGAUGCUGAACUGUACCGCUCCACGGGCCAUGGUGGUCACUGCAUUGGCUGCUUCGAUAACACUGAUGGUGCCAACUGUGAAAGGUGCCGGGAGAACUUCUAUCGCCUUGGAAGUGAGGAAGGAUGUUUACCAUGUAACUGUAAUGCUGUUGGCUCUCUCAGCACUCAGUGUGAUAACUACGGCCGGUGCAGCUGCAAACCAGGAGUGAUGGGAGAUAAAUGUGACCGAUGCCAGCCAGGGUUCCAUUCCCUCUCAGAGGCUGGGUGCAGGCUAUGUUCAUGCAAUCCUGCUGGCAGCACAGAUGACUGCAGUAUCGAAACAGGGCGAUGUACCUGCAAGGACAACGUGGAGGGAUUCCACUGUGAGAGAUGUAAACCUGGAUUUUUCAAUCUGGAUCCAGCCAAUCUGAGGGGCUGCACCCCUUGCUUCUGUUUUGGUCACUCCUCGGUCUGCACCAAUGCCGUUGGCUACAGUAUCUACAGCAUUGUCUCCAACUUCCAGACUGGGGAGGAAGAGUGGCGUGCUGAACAGCGAGAUGGCUCUGAAAUUUUACUCCGGUGGAGUGUGGAAACCCAGGACAUCUCUGUUAUCUCAGACAGCUAUUUCCCUAUCUAUUUCAUUGCACCGGGCAAGUUUUUGGGCAACCAGGUUUUGAGUUAUGCUCAAAAUCUGACCUUCUCCUUUCGGGUGGAUAGGCGGGACACUCGUCUUUCUGCAGAGGACCUGGUGCUUGAAGGGGCUGGGCUUAGAGUAUCUGUGCCUCUUAUUGCUCAGGGCAAUUCCUAUCCUAGCGAGAACACAGUGAAGUAUGCCUUCAGGCUCCAUGAAGCAACAGAUUACCCGUGGAGGCCUUCUCUUACCCCAUUUGAGUUUCAGAAGCUGCUUUACAACUUGACUUCUAUCAAGAUCCGUGGAACAUACAGUGAGAGAAGUGCUGGAUACCUGGAUGAUGUCACUAUUGUGAGCGCUCGUCCUGAGCCUGGAACCCCUGCAACCUGGGUGGAGAGCUGCACUUGCCCAGCAGGAUACCAUGGGCAAUUCUGCGAGCACUGUGCCCCAGGUUAUAGGAGGGAGACACCUAGCCUUGGGCCAUACAGUCUGUGUGUGCUGUGUACCUGUAAUGGGCACAGUGAGAGCUGUGACCCAGAGACUGGUGCUUGCGACUGCAGAGAUAAUACUGCAGGCCCUCACUGUGAGAAGUGUAGUGAUGGGUAUUACGGAGAUGCAACUACAGGCAUUUCCUCAGACUGUCAGCCAUGUCCGUGUCCAGGGGGCUCCAGCUGUGCCGUAGUGCCCAAGACUAAGGAGGUGGUGUGCACCAACUGUCCUGCUGGUACCACAGGUAAAAGAUGUGAGCUAUGUGAUGACGGCUAUUUUGGAGAUCCACUUGGUGAAAAUGGCCCUGCCAGGCUUUGCCGUCUCUGCCAGUGCAGUGACAACAUUGAUCCCAAUGCUGUGGGGAACUGUAACCGCUUGACAGGGGAAUGCCUGAAAUGCAUCUACAACACAGCUGGCUUCUACUGUGACCGGUGCAAAGAUGGUUUUUUUGGGAACCCCUUAGCCUCCAGCCCUGAGGUUAAAUGCAAGGCGUGCAGUUGUAAUCCUUAUGGCACAGUAAACCAGCAGACAAACUGCAAUCAAGUAACUGGGCAGUGUGAGUGCCUGCCACGUGUCACUGAGAGGGACUGUAGUGCCUGUGAGCCUGGCUUCUACAACCUACAGAGUGGACGUGGCUGUGACAGGUGCGACUGCCAUCCGCUGGGUUCCACCGAUGGCCAUUGUGACAUACAAACAGGGCAGUGUGAGUGUCAACCAGGCAUCACCGGGCAGCGCUGUGAGAGAUGUGAGGUCAACCACUUCGGAUUCGGACCUGAAGGCUGCAAACCAUGUGACUGUGACACCGAGGGCUCUCGCUCCCUGCAGUGCAAGGAGGAUGGUCGCUGUGAAUGUAAGGAAGGCUUUGUGGGGAGCCGUUGUGACCAGUGUGAAGAGAAUUAUUUCUACAAUCGGUCCUGGCCUGGCUGUCAAGAAUGUCCUGCGUGCUAUAGACUGGUUAGAGAUAAGGUGGCAGAACAACGCGAAAGGUUGCAGGAACUGGAAAAUCUUAUAGCAAACCUUGGUACAGGAGAUGAAACGGUGACUGAUCAGGCCUUUGAGGACAGACUGAAGGAGGCAGAGAGAGAUGUCAUGGACUUGCUCCGAGAUGCACAGAACAGCAAAGAUGUGGAUCAGGGCCUGAUGGAUCGUCUCAAGGAAAUUAACAGCACUCUGGCAAGCCAGCUUGGCCGAUUACAAAACAUCCAAAAUACAGUGAGGGAGACUGAAGGCCUAGCUGAGCAAGCCCGAGACCGGGUGGAGAGCACAGAAGACCUGAUUGAAGUAGCUUCUAAUAUGCUAGAGAAGGCAAAGAUGGCAGUUGCCAAUGUGUCCAUUACCCCACCAGUCUCCAAUGGUGACCCAAACAACAUGACUCUCUUGGCAGAAGAGGCUCGUAAACUGGCUGAACGACACAAACAAGAAGCUGACGAUAUUGUGCGCAUUGCAAAGGCAGCAAAUGAUACAUCUACAGAGGCGUAUACAUUGCUAUUGAAGACACUGGCAGGAGAGAACCAAACUGCGAGUGACAUAGACGAGCUCAACAGGAAGUAUAAUCAAGCAAAGAACAUUUCUCGAGACCUAGAGAAACAGGCUAACAAGGUGCAUGCCGAGGCAGAGGAAGCUGGGAACAAGGCCCUGCAGAUCUAUGCUAAUCUCACCAGUCUUCCUGCUGUGGACUCCAAGGGUCUAGAGAAUGAGGCAAAUAAGAUCAAGAAGGAAGCAGAGGAGCUGGAUCAGCUCAUUGACAGGAAGUUGAAGGAUUAUGAGGAUUUGAGAGAGGACAUGAAAGGGAAGGAGCUGGAAGUGAAGAAUCUCUUGGAGAAAGGAAGGACUGAACAACAGACUGCCGACCAGCUGCUGGCCCGAGCAGAUGCUGCCAAAGCUCUGGCUGAAGAAGCUGCCAAGAAGGGAAGAGAGACGCUAGAGGAGGCCAAUGACAUUCUCAGCAACCUGAGAGAUUUUGACAAGCGUGUGAACGAUAACAAGACAGCCGCCGAGGGGGCGCUAAAGAAGAUUCCUGCCAUUACUCGAACCAUUGCUGAGGCCAAUAAUAAGACAAGGCAAGCAGAGCUGGCGCUUGGUAAUGCUGCUGAUGAUGCCAGGGAAGCCAAGAACAAAGCAGACGAUGCUGAGAAAAUUGCUAAUUCUGUCCAGAAGAAUGCUGCCAGUACAAAGUCUGAGGCCGACAAGACUUUCUCUGAUGCGACAGAGCUAGACAAAGAAGUGGAUGACAUGCUGAAACAGCUGCAAGAUGCAGAGAAGGAGCUGAAGAGAAAGCAGGAGGAUGCUGAUCAGGAUAUGAUGAUGGCAGGCAUGGCUUCACAGGCUGCCCAAGAGGCAGAAGACAAUGCGAGAAAAGCUAAGAACUCUGUUAACAGCUUGCUCACCAUCAUUAAUGAUCUUCUGGGACAGUUAGGGCAACUGGACCCAGUGGACUUGAACAAACUGAAUGAGAUCGAGGGUACCUUGAACACAGCCAAAGAUCAGAUGAAAGAUAGUGACCUGGACCGGAAAGUGACCGAAUUGGAGGAUGCAGCCAGGCGGCAGGACGAAGCCAUACAGGCCUACAACAGGGACAUUGAGGAUAUCCUGAAAGACAUUAACAACCUGGAAGAUAUCAAGAAGACCUUGCCGUCUGGCUGUUUCAACACCCCGUCCAUCGAGAAACCCUAAGGGUGUGCUGGGGGUGGGGGGUAUUCCCCCAGUGACUGGUGGAGCAAUUGUUUGGCUAUGGAGUGCCUUAACACACAGAGUACCUUCUUCGAAUCCUCAGCUCUCCGCUGCUCACAGUUGCUGUCUUUUUUCCAAAUCAGGAAAAGUUGCAAAGUUUUAAAGAGAAGCAAAUUAAAUAUCCAUUUUGGGGCAUCAAAAGUUUUUUUUUUUUUUUUUAUAAAUUUUCUCUUCCUCAACACUCCACCUUUGCCCCUCUCUCAUACACACUUCCCUUUGAUUUGCACAAUGAUGUGAAAUGUUUUGGACUACUCUUACUGCGGUGCAGAAAUGACCACGUGAGCCGGUGUACAGUGGGGCAAACUAGCUUUCGUUUUUCUCCUCUUCCCCCUAACAUGUUAAAACCUCCUCAGUCCCAGAGUUCGCUGUUUCUAUGAAGGAAAGGGUUGGCUAUCAAAGUAUUAUACAAUGGCCAGUAUAGCUGCACUCAUAAAGAACACUAAUCCCCUUCCCCAAAUGUUAACCAUUUUUUAAAAAAUCUACGUAAAUUAGUGGCCAAUCAAAAAUUUUUUUGUACCCAUCUACCAAAUGGUUUAGCAUCUUUCUAGAGUGCAGUAUAUCCAUCUACUGAGAAAGAUAUACAGCCUCUAAGAAGAGCUUGAGGGAGGAAAGGGAGAGGAAUGGGGUGAUAGGUCUCAACAACAUUACUGUUGACCUAUCAACUAGAAAUUUUGUCUCAUAUCUGUGAACAGCUGCCUAACCCAAUUCUCCAAGUAGGGAAUCUUGCAAGUGAUCAGCUCUGAUCUCCUCAGUAAUAGUCACUAGGAGUCUUCCUAGUGAAAACUUCCAGAGUUAGAGAGAGAGAGAGA